UAUGGUGCAGGAUUGCUGAAAGUCCCGGAAUUGAAUUACACAACCAUAUUCUGAGACAGUCACAGGAUUUGUUUUUUUUUUUUUUUUAAUUCCUACUUCCUGAAACUGAUGCCAUUUAUGAGAAACAGUGUAUUUCAGAGAGGCUGUACCAGAAUUCACUCUGCUCCGAGUUAGAUUUGCUGGUCUUAAAGUAUUUUUCCUCUUCAAGAUAAAAGGAAUUCUUCUAAAUCAGGAAUGGAUUAAAAUCCAAUGAACCCAAACUUUGGGUUGCUUUUGUCGCUUAGGACCUAACACGGAAGACUGGAGUAUAUGCAACUACCAUGACAGCAAUGAAUUCUGCCUUAUUAGAGUCAAGAAAGUCUUUAGAGAAGCAUCUUUAUAACCUAAGACUUGAAAACUGAUGAGUUUAUUAGAUAAAAAUGGGGAGAGGAACUUUCAUUCAUUCAUUCAUUUAUGUGUCCAUUAACAACUUCUACAGUGUGCUGGUCACAGCAUGAGAUGAGACACUGAAAUGAAAAAAAUGAGUGAGACACUGUGGUCAUCCACAGGAGUCACAGUCUACUGGGAAACAGUUAAGUAACUGAAUUAUGACAAAGCAUGAUGUCAGAAUCUGCCAUAGAGUUGAAAACAGAGUCCUGGGGUCACCAUUCCAGAGUACUAAGGGCAAGUUCACAGUGGCAGAAGCUACACUGAUGGCAGGUAGUGCUGAAUAUGGCAGCUUGGACCCUCCACGCCAAGUUCAGGAGUUUGGGUUUCAUACUAUAGGCAACAAUGUACCAGGAGUUUCUAAGUAGGAAAGUAACACAGUCAGUUCUGCUUUCUAAAAACCUAUCUGGGCAGCACACGAAGCAUAAACAAUGGGAACUGGGAAAGAGACAAGUGGCAGGAAGACCAGCCUGGAAGCUAGUGGUCCAAACUAAAGAGAGAGAAAGCCUGAAACAGGCAGCAAGAAGACAGACUGAGAAGCAAAGACCAUAUUUAUGAGCCUGAUAUUUCAUGGAUAUUGGCAGAAGACAUGAAACUCCUGGGUCAGAGACAAAGGGUUUUAGUACCCAUAGUAUAUCAAGCAGCAUGAACAUCAUGCUGACAUCUGCUCCUCAUGUCCUCCAAGUCCCACUGGAGUAGUAGUGAGUGGGCCAAUGGAUGCCGUGCAUGCAGUCAGUGGGUUUGUCUCUAUUGCAGUCAAGGAAUGCAAUAGAGAGAGCCACUGCUUUUACAAAAAGCCUGCUCUUUGUCCCAGUGAGAGACAUGACCUCAUUCCUCAAAGAUGCUGCAAAUUCUAAUAAAUUCCCAGGUCCCCAGUCCUACAAGUCCAAGCAAGUGGGCCAAGAGAUUGCAGCAAAGGAGAGGUGCCAGAGAGGAAUCUUAUCUUCUGUCCUGGUUUCUCCGGCUUUCCUCCUGCCUGCAAAUUGAACACAGGGGAACUGACAUCCUGAGACCUGAUUGCACAUCCUCGGACUCAACCAACCAUGGAUUGAAAAUAUUUGAAUAAAGAGAUAAGCAGAAAAUGGUGGAUAGGAGUCCGGACUAACUUGCAGCUCCCACUCGGAUGGACAGAACAGCAUGCAGAGACCCACACUGUGAACUUUUACUCCAAGAACCACCACAGGAACAUACCAAGAAAGCCCAGAGAAUCCACAGACCCUUUGAAGGAGGUAGAUUGCCGCUGCAGGCUCUGUGGGACAGCCGAGGAACUGUAAUUGAUCACCCUAGACCCAGGGACACCCAAUUCAUCGUAAUCAUCAUGAAUAAUCAAAAAGCGGUAGCUGCGCUACUGCAAGAGUGCAAGCAAGUGCUGGACCAGCUCUUGUUGGAAGCGCCAGAUGUGUCGGAAGAGGACAAGAGCGAGGACCAGCGCUGCAGAGCUUCACUCCUCAGCGAGUUAAGGACCCUGAUCCAGGAGGCAAAGGAAAUGAAGUGGCCCUUCGUACCUGAAAAGUGGCAGUACAAACAAGCCGUGAGCCCAGAGGACAAAACAAACCUGAAGGAUGUGAUUGGCGCCAGGUUGCAGCAGUUACUGGCGUCCCUGAGGGCCUCCAUCCUCGCUCAGGACUGUGCGGCUGCGGCAGCUAUUGUGUUCUUGGUGGACCGGUUCUUGUAUGGGCUCGACGUCUCUGGAAAACUUCUGCAGGUCGCCAAAGGUCUCCACAAGUUGCAGCCAGCCACCCCAAUUGCCCCGCAGGUGGUUAUUCGCCAAGCCCGAAUCUCCAUGAACUCAGGAAAACUUUUAAAAGCAGAGUAUAUUCUGAGCAGUCUAAUAAGCAACAAUGGAGCAACGGGUACCUGGCUGUACAGAAAUGAAAGUGACAAGGUCCUGGUGCAGUCGGUCUGUAUACAGAUCAGAGGGCAGAUUCUGCAAAAGCUAGGGAUGUGGUAUGAAGCAGCAGAGUUAAUAUGGGCCUCCAUCGUAGGAUAUUUGGCACUUCCUCAGCCGGAUAAAAAGGGCCUCUCCACGUCAUUAGGUAUACUGGCAGACAUCUUUGUUUCCAUGAGCAAGAAUGAUUAUGAAAAGUUUAAAAACAAUCCACAAAUUAAUUUGAGCCUGCUGAAGGAGUUUGACCACCACGUGCUGUCCGCCGCAGAAGCCUGCAAGCUGGCAGCUGCCUUCAGUGCCUACACGCCACUCUUCGUGCUCACAGCUGUGGUAAACAGAAAUAUCCGUGGCACAUGCUUAUUGUCAUAUAGUAGUUCAAAUGACUGUCCUCCAGAAAUGAAAAACUUUUAUCUGUGUGAAGCCAAAGAAGCCUUUGAGAUUGGCCUUCUCACCAAGAGAGAUGAUGAGCCUGUUACUGGAAAACAGGAGCUUCACAGCUUUGUCAAAGCUGCUUUUGGUCUCACCACAGUGCACAGAAGGCUCCAUGGGGAGACAGGGACAGUCCAUGCAGCAAUUCAGCUCUGUAAGGAAGCGAUGGGGAAGCUGUACAAUUUCAGCACUUCCUCCAGAAGUCAGGACAGAGAAGCCCUGUCUCAAGAAAUUAUGUCUGUGAUUGCCCAGGUGAAGGAACAUUUACAAGUUCAAAGCUUCUCAAAUUUAGAUGACAGAUCUUAUGUUCCAGAGAGUUUCAAGUGCAGGUUGGAUAAACUUAUCUUGCAUGGGCAAGUGGAUUUCCAAAAAAUCCUUGACACCUAUUCACAGCACCAUACUUCGGUGUGUGAAGUAUUUGAAAGUGAUUGUGGAAACAACAAAAAUGAACAGAAACGUGCAAAAACAGGAGUCUGUAUCACUGCUCUAAAAACAGAAACAAAAAACAUAGAUACUGUGAGUACUACUCAAGAAAAGCCACAUUGUCAAAGAGACGCAGGAGUAUCUUCCUCCCUAAUGGCUAAGAAUGUUCAGAGGGAACUCAGAAAGGGAGGAAGGAGAAACUGGACCCAUUCUGACAUAUUUCGAGUCUCCUUGGAUCAAGAUGUAGAGACUGAGACUGAGCCAUUGGACUACAGCAAUAGUGGGGGAGCUGUUUUCAACAAGUCUCUGAGUGGCAGCCAGAGCUCCAGUGUUUGGAGCAACUUAUCAGGGUUUAGUUCCUCUACAAGCUGGGAGGAAGUGAAUUAUCACGUUGAUGACAGGUCAGCCAGAAAAGAGCCUGGUAAAGAAUAUCUGGUGGACACUCAGUGUUCCACUGCCUUGUCUGAGGAGCUAGAGAAUGACAGGGAAGGCAGAGCUGUGCAUUCAUUGUGUUCAGAGCUUCAGGAUCUCUCUCUUCAGGAACCCAAAGAUGACAAUGCAGAGCCUUCUCAAAAUCAGUUGCACAAACAGAUGCCCUUAACACCCUUCCCUCCUCAUAAUAUCCCAGGUACUUUCUUGGCCUCUGGUGCAGGGCUUCUAGAAGGAGCUCCAGAAGGUAUCCAGGAAGUCAGAAAUAUGGGACCCAGAAAUACUUCUGCUCACUCCAGACCCUCAUAUGGUUCUGCUUCUUGGUCUUCUGAUUCUGGUAGGCCCAAGAAUAUGGGCACACAUCCUUCAGUCCAAGAUGAAGAAGCCUUUGAAAUAAUUGAUGAGUUUCCAGAAACCAACUGUGAUGCCAAAGACAGGCAGGAGAAAGAGCAGGGAGAAGAAAUCAGUGAAAGAGGCACAGGCCCUACAUUUAAAGCUAGUCCCUCCUGGGUUGACCCAGAAGGAGAAACAGCAGAAAGCACUAAAGAUGUACCCUUAGACUUUCACAGGGUCAUGCACAAUUCUCUGGAAAACGUUUCCAUGCUGCCAUAUAGCUCCUUCACCCCUAAUUGGCCUGUUCGAAAUUCUGACUCCAGAAAAAGUGGUGGUCCAGUCGCAGAGCAGGGCAUCGACCCUGAUGCCUCCACGGUGGAUGAGGAGGGGCAACUGCUCGACAGCACGGAUGUCCCCUGUAUAAAUGGGCACGGCUCUCAUAGACUGUGCACUCUGAGAGAGCCGCCUGGUCAGAGGGCUGAGACCCCCAAUUCCUCUGUAAGCAGUAACAUCCUCUUCCCUGUCCUCAGCGAGGACUGCACUACCACAGAGGAAGGAAAUGAGCCUGGAAAUGUGCCAAAUUGUAGCCAGAACUCCAGUUCAUCCUCAGCGUGGUGGCUGAAAUCACCUGCGUUUUCCAGCGGUUCUUCAGAGGGGGACAGUCCUUGGUCCUAUCUGAAUUCCAGUGGGAGUUCUUGGGUUUCAUUGCCGGGAAAGACAAGGCAAGAGAUCCUUGAGGCUCGCACCUUGCAACCUGAUGACUUUGAAAAGCUCUUGGCAGGAGUGAGGCAUGAUUGGCUGUUUCAGAGACUGGAGAAUACGGGGAUUUUUAAGCCCAGCCAACUCCACCGAGCACAUACUGCUCUUUUGUUAAAAUAUUCAAAAAAUUCUGAACUGUGGACAGCCCAGGAAACUGCUGUCUAUUUGGGGGACUACUUACCUGUGAAGAAAAAAGGCAGACAAAGAAAUGCUUUUUGGGUUCAUCAUCUUCAUCAAGAAGAAAUUCUGGGGAGGUAUGUUGGGAAAGACUAUAAGGAGCAGAAGGGGCUCUGGCACCACUUUACUGAUGUAGAGCGGCAGAUGACCGCACAGCACUAUGUGACAGAAUUUAACAAGAGACUCUAUGAACAAAACAUUCCCACGCAGAUAUUCUACAUCCCAUCCACAAUAUUACUGAUUUUAGAGGACAAGACAAUAAAGGGAUGUAUCAGUGUGGAGCCUUACAUACUGGGAGAAUUUGUAAAAUUGUCAAAUAAUACGAAAGUGGUGAAAACAGAAUACAAAGCCACAGAAUAUGGCUUGGCCUAUGGCCAUUUUUCUUAUGAGUUUUCUAAUCAUAGAGAUGUUGUGGUAGAUUUACAAGGUUGGGUAACCGGUAAUGGAAAAGGACUCAUCUACCUCACAGAUCCCCAGAUUCACUCUGUUGAUCAGAAAGAUGUCACUACCAAUUUUGGAAAGAGAGGAAUUUUUUACUUCUUUAAUAACCAGCAUGUGGAAUGUAAUGAAAUCUGCCAUCGUCUUUCUCUGACUAGACCUUCAAUGGAGAAACCAUGCACAUAGAAUGUGGCACAGUCUGGUCCUUUGGGGCUUGGGCAGCGCCGUGACACAGGUUCUGGCCAAUGAUUUGUGAGAGGAAUUGAUCAGUAUCACUUUAAGUCCUGCAUUUAAUCAGCAGCACGAGAUCCUGCAGAGCCUCUUUCCCUCUGCCACAGUUACCAAGAAUGUGUCAGGAGACUGCUGUUUCUGGGCAUAAGUCCUGCAAGGAAAGCAACAUGGAAAACAGCCCCAACUCACCCAUAAGGGAUGCAAAGCACUGCUGAGAAAGGCAUGUGUUGUUUAAGCCAUUGAGAUGUUAGAGCUUUUUGUCACUAUCUAUCAAGACUGAUACUACUGGGGCUUUUCCUAUUGAUUUGGAAGUUCUUUACAUAUUAAAAAAAUGUGAGCCUUUGUGAUUUGAAUUUAAUUUGUUUUUCUCUCUUUCGACAUUUAACUUUGCAUAAAAUGUUUAUCUGUGCAUAAUUUUGUGUAUAGUUGAAUUCAUCAAUCUUUUAUUUUAUAUGGCUUUUUGGUUAUAUAUAAUAUUUAGAUCUUCCUUAUACUCUGAGUUUCUUUCUUUUUAAUUCUCCCAUAUUUCCUUCUAGUAUAAUUAAAUCUGUAAAAAGUAAGAUGGAAGAGUGGUACAAUUUUCCUUAUCCAGUCUGUCCUUGAUGGGCAUUUAGGUAGACUGGAUAAAGAAAAUGUGGUACAUAUACACCAUGGAACACUAUGUGUAUUAGUCCACUCUCAUACUGCUAUGAAGAAAUACCUGAGACUGGGUAAUUUAGAAGGGAAAGAGGUUAAAGUAACUCACAGUUCCACAUGACUGGGGCGACCUCAGGAAACUUACAAUCAUGGCAGAAGGCACCUCUUCAUAGGGUAGCAGGAGAGAGAAUGAGUGCCAGCAGGGGAAAUGCCAGAUACUUAUAAAACCAUCAGAUCUUGUGAGAAUUCACUCACAAUCACGAGAACAGCAUGGGAAAAACUGCCUCAAUUACCUCCCACCAGGUCCCUCCCAUGACACAUGGGAAUUAUGGGAUUACAAUUCAAGAUGAGAUUUGGGUGGGGACACAAAGCCAAACCAUAUCACCAUGUAACCAUCAAAAAGAAUGAGAUCAUGUCAUUUGCAGGGACAUGGAUAGAGCUGGAGGCCAUUACUUUUAGCAAACUAAUGCAAGAACAGAAAACUAAAUAUCACUUUUCUCACUUAGAGGUGGGAACUAAGUGAUGAGAGCAAGUGGACACAUAGAGGCAACAACACACACCAGGGCUUAUCAGAGGGUGGAGGGUGGGAGGAGGGAGAGGAUCAGGAAAAAUAACUAAUGGGUACUAGGCUUAAUACCUGGGUGAUGAAGUAAUUCGCACAACAAACCCCCAUGACACAAACCUGCACAUGUACCGCUGAACUUAAAAUAAAAGUAAAAAA
Piliocolobus tephrosceles (Ugandan red Colobus) is the source of this 6890-nucleotide messenger RNA. RefSeq names its product alpha kinase 1 (gene ALPK1). Gene Ontology annotation, cellular component: cilium. Gene Ontology annotation, biological process: cytoplasmic pattern recognition receptor signaling pathway; innate immune response; protein phosphorylation. The transcript is spliced from 20 exons. Gene Ontology annotation, molecular function: protein serine/threonine kinase activity; ATP binding; monosaccharide binding. Bases 1550 to 5488 code for a protein of 1312 amino acids. Lineage: Eukaryota; Metazoa; Chordata; Mammalia; Primates; Cercopithecidae. The record is from RefSeq and is a predicted model, not a curated record.